Messenger RNA from Pelagomonas calceolata, 1265 nucleotides. The record is from the annotation of a GenBank genome assembly. Lineage: Eukaryota; Pelagophyceae; Pelagomonadales; Pelagomonadaceae.
AUGAGGCGGCCGUGGCUCACAAUCGCGCUCGCCACUCGCGUGAUCGCCGAGGACGACGCUAUCGCCGCCUACGUCCGCUUCGCCCGGACGACACUCCCGAAACUUGAAAAAGCGUGGGCGGCGCCGCACCGAGCUGACCCCGUAACACAAAGCAAACGCAGCCGCGUCCUCCUGCUCACGUUCCCGAACUCGGGCACGUCAUACACCAUCCGAGCCGCCGAGUGCCUCGCCGACUCGCAGAUGUGCUCCUCCUAUAUCCACGAGUGCGAGAAAAGCCGUAUUGUUGGAGAGCGGCCUCACCACCCGUUUCUGGACCGGAAUCCGGAGCUCAUCUCGUUUCAGGGAGGGAGAAUGAGAAUACGGGACCCGGCCAAAUUAGAAAAGGCCAUGGCGCUGUAUUUUAAUGGAAGGCCCGCAGAGCAAUUAGUCGAGUUCCAGGCUGUGUGGAAAUCAAAUUGCAGGCGCCCCACGCCAUCGACGCAACCUAACUCACUGGUUGAUUUCCACACAGGUUCCAAGCCAGCCUCGCGAACCUCACGGCGGCGGCGCCCGUGCGGGAAUGUGGAAAGGGCGCCUGGGUGUUAAGGGACGACAAUCAAACUAUGUCCGACGCGGCGUCCCCGCUCGUAAAGUGGCACGGCGUAAGUUAUGGAGGCGACGGCGACCUACCCGCCUCAGCACUUAUACGGGAGUUCAGGUAUCGGUUCGAGAGAGACGACGACUGGCCCGUUGUGCGCGUUCUGAGGUUGACGCGCAACGUCUUCGACAAUUUAGUGGCAAGGCAUCACCUCGAGUGCAAAGCUAGGCGGCCGACAUGCCCGACGGGCGUCGCGACGCGCGAGAACUUCGUGCGAGGCGGUCCGCCCGUCGACGACGGGGGCCCCCACUUUUUGAGAGAUGUCUGCAAGUACAUGAAGUGGCACCACCGCGCGGCGGCGAUGCGGCGCAACUCGACGAAGCCCUGGACGACGCUGGCCUACGAGACGUUGUACGAGGACUCUCCAAAGUACUUCCAGACGGUCUUGGAGACGCUGGGGUUGGAAGGGGACGGCGCCGCGGGCAUGGAGAAGCCGGUCCCGCGCUGCACGAUGGACCAGGCGCGACUCAAGACGAGGGAGGUGGCCCGCGCCCAGGGCGUCGCGCUGCCCGUCUACCUGCACAUGUUCGACGCGCCGACGAUCCGACGCAUCGACAUGCUCGUCGGGCGCUACCUGGACAGCUCGGACAACUUCGCCGCGCCGGACAUCAAGCCCUGCAUGGAGUAA